AUGACCAACCAAGAGAACAUGCGGGGCAAUCCCAACCCCAGCUCCAACAACCCGGCCCCAUCAUCCUCAGCCUCAACCUCAAACACCCCCUCAGCCAAACCCCCUUCCACCUCCGCACCCUCCGCACCCUCACUAGCAUCUCGCAUCCAAGCCUCCGCAACAGGCCUAGCAAAAACCGCAUUCCAACCGAGCUCCGACCUAGCCAACACCCUAGCAUCAAGCACAAGUAGCAAACCAGCCGGUCCAUCCUCCCUCCCGAAUACACAAACAAGCAGGGAUCUACCUAAAAAUACCACACCGCAUGGAACCCCCGGUUCCGCCUCCGGGUCUGCAUCUGCAGCACAAUCCUUCCGCGAACACGAUACAUAUACAUCAACACCAGGUGGAUUCGCUCUACCCGCCUUGACAGAAGACGAGUUCCAGGGAAAUACAUACGGAUAUGGAUAUGAUGGACUAGCAGCAGACAACACAGAGGCGGAUCAGCUACGCGCAACCACAACCGCAACCACUACCACCGCAACAAACCAAUCCCAAUUCCAAUCCCAAGACCUCCAAACCCCCUCCUCAACCUGGAAAGGCAAAGCCCGCGCCCACGACCCAACCCAACACCAAUUCGAAACCGUCUGGCAGCGACAAUGGCACGACCAACAAACCCCGCAGACAACAGAUACCCCAACUACGGACGGUGCAGCGGUCGUGUCAUUAUUAUCCGAUCUAAGCUUCGAUCCGAAUUUCGAGGAUCCGACGACUGUACCCGAUACCGAGAUUGAUAUUGCCGCUGCACCGGCUCCGCUUUCUGUUGCGGAGAGGGAGAUGCUUGAUUCUUUUCGGAGGGGGUUGGGGUUGGAUGUGGAGGAGGAUAAGAAUAAGGAAAGAGAUGGGAAUACGCGGUUAACGGGUGCGAGUCUUAUUCCUGAUAUUGAUGUUUUUUUGAGUCAGGGGAUUGGGGCUGAGAGUGGUAUUGGUAUUGGGAGUGGAACUGGGACUGGGAUUGGGAGUGGAACUGGGGCCGGGAUUGAGGAGGGGAAUGCGAUGGCUAUGGCUACGGGUUUCGGUUCCAGUUCUGGUUUCAUUCCUACUUCAAUCCGCGAUGCUGUUUUGAGGAAUAUUCCUGGCGGGAGUCAGUGGGUUGGUGUUCAGGAGACUGAUAUUGAGGUCUUUUUGAAUCAGGGGGUUGAGGUUGGAAGUGGGAGUGGGAUUAGGAUUGCGGAGGGGAAUGCCAUACCUACGGGUGCUGGUUUUACCUCCACUUCCAAUUCUACUUCGAAUUCUACUUCACUCCGUGAUGCUGUGUUGGCAAAUCUCCCUGGUGCGGGUGAUUGGAUUGGUGUCCAGGAGAGAUAUCAUGAUGAAGUAUGGGGAUAUUUGCAGCCUGUGCUUGAGGAGGCGAAGGCGGAGAUUGAGGAGAAGGGGGUUGAGGGGUUGGGACAUGGAGAGGAUGGGCCUGCUGUGAGGAGGUUGAAGAUGAUUUUGAUGCAUAUGAAGGGGUGA
Messenger RNA from Penicillium crustosum, 1491 nucleotides. RefSeq lists its product as uncharacterized. The transcript has a single exon. The record is from RefSeq and is a predicted model, not a curated record. The coding region runs from base 1 to 1491 and encodes 496 amino acids. Lineage: Eukaryota; Fungi; Ascomycota; Eurotiomycetes; Eurotiales; Aspergillaceae.